CGAUCGAGUAAAAGCAAAACACUCUGAGAGCUCUCCAGUAGCCAUGGCCAGCUCUACUUCCUUGCUAUGUUUCGCCCUCUUCUCCCUACUUCUCUCCCACGCUUGCUUUGCUCAGAUCGAGCAAAUGCCGCAGCGCAGCCAGCAGAGGCAGCAGCGCCGGUGGCAGUCACAGUGCCAAUUCCAACGCCUCAACGCCCGCCAGCCCAACCGCAGAGUCGAGUGCGAAGCCGGUGUCAGCGAGUACUGGGACAUCCAAAACUCAGAGAACGAUAACGCCGAUGAGCUCCAAUGCGCUGGAGUCGAGACUGCCCGCCACACCAUUCAGCGCAGAGGCCUCUUGUUGCCUUCUUUCUUGAACGCACCAGUGAUGUUCUACGUUAUUCAAGGCAGGGGUAUCCAUGGAGCUGUGAUCCCAGGCUGCCCAGAGACAUUCGAAAGAGGAACUUCAGCGUCGUCCAGAGGAUAUACAUCUCAGGGAUCAGACGAGCAACACCAGAAGGUUCGUGAAAUCAGAGAAGGUGAUAUCGUUGCCUUGCCUGCCGGAGUGGCUGAUUGGGUCUACAACAGCGGCGACUCUCCUCUUGUUUUGAUUGCCUUCGUCGAUGUCGGCAACCAAGCCAACCAGCUCGACCAAUUCUCUAGAAGGUUCCACCUAGCUGGAAACCCACACAGGGAACAAAAGACCGAACAAGAGGCUCGUCUCCGGAGCCAAAGCCGAAGCCAGCAAAGGAGGCAGGAGGAGCAAAACCCCAACGGCAACAUCUUCAGCGGCUUCGACACAAGAAUCUUGGCCGAGUCAUUCAACAUCGACACCGAGUUGGCUAACAAGCUCCAGAACAGAGACGACAUGAGGGAGAGAAUCGUCCGAGUCAGGGAGGACCUCCACAUCAUAGCUCCUUCCAGAAUCCAAGAAGAGGAGCGACGCCGCUACGGUCGAUCCGAGGACUACAACGGCUUAGAAGAAACCUUCUGCACACUGAGGUUGAGGGAGAACAUCGACCGUCCAUCUCAGGCCGAUAUCUUCAACCCACGCGGCGGCCGCGUGACCACCCUCAACAGCUACAACCUCCCCAUCCUCCGCUCCCUCCAGCUGACCGCCGAGAGAGGAGUGCUCUACAAGAACGGCAUGAUGGCGCCGCACUUCAACCUCAACAGCCACAGCGUCGUCUACGUGACGCGUGGCAGCGCCAGAGUCCAGGUGGCGGACGACAACGGUCGCAGCGUGUUCGACGGGGAGGUCAGAGAGGGUCAGGUGUUCGUGGUGCCCCAGAACUACGCGGUGGUGAAGAAGGCGAGCAGCCAGGGGUUCGAGUGGAUUGCAGUUAAGACAAACAACAACGCCAUGAGAAACCCUCUAGCCGGAAAGGUGUCGGCCAUGAGAGCUAUGCCGGACGAUGUUCUGGCGAAUGCUUUCCGCAUAUCGAGAGAGCAAGCAAGGAGGUUGAAGUAUGGCCGGGAUGAGGUCUCCGUCUUCAGCCCUUCUUCUCAGCAGAGCCGCUGGGAGUAGAGAGCUUAUUAGCUUUAUUAGCUAAUAUGGCGGAGGACUACUCUGUAACUUAGUUUUUUUUUUCUUAGUCGAAAAAAGGAAAAAGAGAAAAAAAAAAGAAGGUUUUUAAGGAAUAAUAAAGUGGUGUAAUGUUAAGGAAGGCAAGGACGUAGGAGUUUGGGUUCAUCACUAUAUAUAUAUAUAUAUAUGUAUGUAAUCUAGGACAUGCGCGUGAGAAAUGUAGAAGUUUAUUUCUACUACGUACGAUACGAUCGAGCUAGUUUCUAAUAAUAAUAAGAAUAUAUAUUAGUGAGAAUAAUAACAUAUGUUUUGCCUUCUUAUA
Humulus lupulus (European hop) is the source of this 1829-nucleotide messenger RNA. RefSeq names its product legumin B-like. Lineage: Eukaryota; Viridiplantae; Streptophyta; Magnoliopsida; Rosales; Cannabaceae. The transcript has 3 exons. The coding region runs from base 44 to 1507 and encodes 487 amino acids. The record is from RefSeq and is a predicted model, not a curated record. Gene Ontology annotation, molecular function: nutrient reservoir activity.